CGUUUCUUUUUUUUCCAGAUAUAAUGUUUUAUAUUGUAAGUGUACUGGCUUCCUGUUUGUUUAUUCUAUCUACAGGAAAGCCAAAAGCCUAUAUGUACAACCAGCUGUAUCAACAACAGUAUAAUUAUCCAUAUAAAGAUUAUUCUGCAGUUUCACAGUUAAACAGAGUAUAUUGGAAUCAAAGAUACAGUUUACCCUCUAACAAUAUUUACUCUUCAGGUUCUUGGAUGCAACAUGGUCAAAGAUACACUGAACCCUCAGGAUACUCCCAACCAUCAAGAUACUCCCAACCCUCAAGAUACUCCCAGCCCUCAGGACACUGGUAUGAUGCCCAAGUAUCCCAUCAUCAAAGAAAUAGAGCACCUUACUCAAAUAGUUACAACCAAGGAGGAAACCAGUAUCAGCAGUUUACUCCAGAAGUUGGGGAGGUGUCAGAAUUUAGAGAUGAAAGACCUCACAAGUUCUUCGUAGAUGAUUAUGGGAAUAUUCUUAACUUUAAUCCCAUGGACAAUAUCUUUUAUCAUGGAUCUUAUUAUAAUACUGUUGGAAUGUCUGGAGGAAACGGAGGUGGACGCCCUCCGAUAAAUGUUGGAAGGCCAGGAGGAAACGGAGGCGGACGCCCUCCAAUUAAUGUUGAAAGGCCUGGAGGAAAAGGAGGGGGACGCCCUCCGAUAACUGACGGAAUACCUGGAGGAAAUGGAGGUGGUCGCCCUCCAAUAAAUGUUGGAAUUCCAGGAGGAAAUGGAGGGGGACGCCCUCCAAUAAAUGUUGGAAUGCCUGGAGGAAAUGGAGGGGGACGCCCUUCAAUAAAUGUUGGAAUGCCAGGAGGAAAUGGAGGGGGACGUCCUCCGAUAAAUGUUGGAUUACCAGGUGGGAACGGAGGGGGGCGCCCCUCAGUUAUAGAUGUAGAAAUAUCACAGGGAAAACCACCUCAAGCGGUGGUAGAAGCAAUUAGUGAGGAUAACAUAGAUGUGAACAUCUUUGAUGACGAAAAACAACAUUUAAUGGAUGAUGAUGACAAUUCUGAUCCCAAUACUAAUUAUACUUCUUUUGAUGAUGAAGAUGAAUAUAACUUUCUUGAUGAUGACAAAGAUAAUUCCAUUCUUGAUGAGAAAAAUGAUGAAGAAGCUGAUAAUACCUUUCUUGAUGAUGAUGAAUAUGAGGAUGAAUAUAAUGAGAAAGGGUCUGGAUUAGAUGCUGAAGAUGGUGAUGAAUAUACUGCAGAAGGGUCUGGAUUAGAUGCUGAAGAUGAUGAUGAUGACAGCACUGACAAUUGGUGGGGAAGAUAGUAGAAUAAAUAUCUGUUAUUUGCCAAUGUACGAAAAUGUUUUUUGCAUAGAUCUUUAUGAUCUAAUAAGUAUUUAUCUUCUUAUUGAUAAAAAAUGGAACAUGUAAAAUGUAUAAAUUUGUAUAAAUUGCAUAGGAUAGAAUUUUGAAUUUAUUGUUUCAGGGCAAUUAUUCUGCAUUUUUCCGCACACCCUUCUAUAGUAUAUAAAACGCGCAAGAUUCCAUUUUCCACGUCAAUCUGUUUCCGAUAAGAAUGCGGAAUUUGCGUGGAAUAAGUUUGGCGCAAAUAAUUGUUUUUAAAGAUGCUUAUAUUUCACGAAUAGAUAUGUGAAGAAAUUGCCAAAAUUGCGAAGGAAAUGAAAGAAAUAUUGUGCGAAAAAAGUUGUAAACAGAGAUUGAUCUUUUUCUCUUCAUCAAACAUUUAGGUAAAGGAGGAGAAAUAAUUAAUUAUAAUUUAUUUAAACUUCUAAUGAAGAGAUUUUUGCGCAAUUAAUUGUUACAGCUGCAUUCAACACUCUAGUUUUUCUUGGAAUUUUUGGUGUCGCCUAAAAUUUUUGCGCGAAAUUGUUUCCGUGGAAUUCCGCAUCAUUUGUGCUUGCUUCCGUAAUUUCUUUUUCACGCAAAAAUGCGGUAUUCCGCAAAUAAAUUUACUUAUUAAUACAUUUAAACAAACAUUUUAAUACGGGAGUCGCUCAGCUAACAAUAAACGAUAAAAAUGUCAUAAAUCACAUAACAAUACAAAAUAAAAGCCAUCUCUAGUCUCUCCAUGCUUACAAUUUUUCACAAAAUCAGACGUCAUAAUUUGUUUUUUAAAUAGCUUUAAAAAUUUGCUUUAUCUAUCAAUAUUAUCGUAUAUAUUUCACCUAAAUAUUCAAUAUUUAAAUUUAAGGUUUUAUUACAGUGAUAUUCUAAAUAAGCCGGAGUAAUGUAAAUUGAUUGAUUGAUGAUCGAUGAUUUCAAAUUCGUCUUUGACUUUACAAAUAGUUUGUGGCAUUCAACAUUGGUCACCUGAUUUUAGCAAUAUUUUUUGUAAAACAGUAAUCACUGCCAUUUCCAAAAUGUGGUCACUGGUCAGCCAUUUUUGUGAUUUUAUAGUUGGCGUAAAUAUGAAUGAUUUCGUUCAGAAUGAGACAUCUUCAUGGUUUUAUUUAAUAAAAUGAAAGAAGGUU
This is a messenger RNA of Eurytemora carolleeae, 2456 nucleotides long. Its product is annotated as pro-resilin. The record is from RefSeq and is a predicted model, not a curated record. The coding region runs from base 24 to 1289 and encodes 421 amino acids. NCBI's taxonomy places the organism in Eukaryota, Metazoa, Arthropoda, Copepoda, Calanoida, Temoridae. The transcript is spliced from 6 exons.